AGGACAGAGCGCACGAAAAGACUCCUCCCGCUCAUCUAGGUUUCUCACUACCAACUUUACUUUAGUUUGAUUUCCUUCAACAGUAAACAGACGUGGGUAAAAGAAAUAAACAAAAAAGAAGAAGGACAUCGAGGAACAGGGUUCAGAGCAGAAGAUAAAAAAAUGGGAAGAAAGAAAAUACAAAUUUCUCGUAUUCUCGACCAGAGAAACAGACAGGUGACCUUCACCAAACGCAAGUUUGGUCUGAUGAAGAAGGCUUAUGAGCUGAGUGUGCUAUGUGACUGUGAGAUCGCCCUCAUCAUCUUCAACAGCACCAACCGUCUGUUCCAGUACGCCAGCACUGACAUGGAUAAAGUGCUGCUGAAGUACACAGAGUACAGCGAGCCACACGAGAGCCGCACCAACACAGACAUAUUAGAGACGCUUCGUAGGAAAGGCCUCGGUCUGGAAGGCGCCGAGGUUGACGUUGAGGAGAGCGCGCAGGCAGCAGCAGACAAAUAUCCUCUCAGUGAGGGCAUGGAUCUCUCUGUGGCCCGCCAGCGCUUCUGUGGUCCUUCCCUGCUUUCACCAGAGGCACAGUUCCUGGUUUCAGCGGGUUGCGAGAAUGGUUUCUCUAACUCUUCUGCAUCCACCAUGGCCUCCCACAGACCCCCAGGCUUUAAACCUCUCAUCUCUAGACCAGGCUCAGCCAGCCCUGCUGCACCGCACGCACACACUGCAUUCAUGUCUCCACAUGCAGGUAUCGGCUACUCCGUUUUCUCCCAUGGGAACCUGAAUCGAACUCUGGACAUGAAAAGCCCCCCUCCUCUGAAUGUGGGCACAGAGAACAUGCGGGCAGAUGCUGUUAAUCAGGGCAUGGGGGUCACACGAGCAAACCACAGCUCUGCUCGGGGUCUCUUGUACCAGGGGCUGCAUAGCAGCAGUUCCAUGGUAGCCAUGGGGAAAGCUGGGCUCCUUGGUCACAGUUUGGGAAGCUAUGGCCUUCCCUCCCCUGGAGCCUCUGAGUAUAGCCAGCCUGGAUUUUAUCACUCUGUUAGUUUACAACGUGGAGCAGUAAACCCCUGGCCACCAACACAACUGCCUCAGGAGCCCCAUGGGCCUCAUAUAAGCUCAGGUAUGUCCAGUGGGGGGUGCUCCUUCCCCUCUCAGCAUUGCUCCUCAAACUCUCUACAUCUGCCCUCCCUCAACCUCAGCAUCAAAUCGGAGCGAAGCUCUCCCGAGCACAUGUCCUCACCAUCCUCUCCUGCUCUACACCACCUCAGGCAGCAUUCUCCAAUUAGCAACCCUGAUUCGACUCGCCAUACCCCUCCGGAAAAAAAACCAGCCAAUGAGACAAAGGAGUUUCCCAAAGCCAGCUACCCACAAGACGCACAGGAAGGCGGGCAGCCAUUCAGGCAGUUAGAGAUGAGUGACGGCUGGCAGAGAUAGCCAGCUGCUGCAGUCUACCACCAUUCUACCACCAUUCAACAGCUGCCAGCAAACCCAGACCGGGUGGAAAUGGGUGCCCCGGCAUCCCAGAAUGGGACGCCUUUCUUUGUCUCCUCACACAGAGCUGGUCUCUCACAGGUGGCAGCGAAUUCUUCUCUGCAUUACUUUCUUGAUCCCAUGAGGAGACAGAUGCAAACAGACUUUCGCUUUUUGUUUUGUUUAGCUUUAGUUCUCUUAGUGUUGAGUCAAAAUACAAUUUGAAGGUGUUUAUUUUUUUAAUACUUUGUUGGAGACUGCUACAGCAGCAAAUUGGGACCAACCCAGAUUCUCUAAAAAGAGCUAAAACUAAUCUGUAAACAUAUUCUGCUUUCAGUACACCAAAAAGCUCCGUUUAAAUAAAAAAAUAAAUAAAUUUUAAAAAGAAAAAAGAAAAAGAAAAAACUGUUUGUUAAAAUAAGACAUAUUAGCCUCACAAGAAGCUUGGCCUUUUUAAAAAAAUAAAAAAUUGAAAUGUAACUGCAUUUAAAAGGAAAAGUUCUUGCUGUUUUUUAAGUGUCUUUAAAAGUGUACACGUUUUUUAUUUGCUGGAAUGCCCCUUUAUGAAUAAACAGCUUUACAAUGGAAUACUCCACAGCACUCCAGAAGCAUAUUCCACAUUUAACGUAACAGAAGGCUUCGGCAGCCUCUCACUGUUGUGUAUUGGUGUGUGGAUCAGCUGUAUCUGGAGGGGAUAUCUCAAACCUAAACAAAUGCAUCAAAAUGCAGUUAUUGUUUUCAAAAAGUCCAAAUUUUACCCAUAAAUACUUGUCUAAUUCAGACUGUUAAAUCCAAAGGAGUAAAGGUUUUGCAGGAUAACACCUAGUGCAAAGAGAAGAGGUUAGAUUCCAGUAGCACAGGACAUGUAGAAGCAACAUCUGUGGAGAGAGUUUAGGGAAAGUAGUACGGUAUCAGCAUGAUAACAGUGAAGGGUUAGGGUUAGCACCCUGCUGCAUGGAAUUAAAAAGAAAACACACUCUUUCAUAAGGAUAACAAUAAAGCCUCAUACGUACAGAGGCCCCAUCUCUUAUAUCUCAUUUGGACACGCGUACAGGAGCAACCAAAGCCUUCUUCAGCAUUCAUGUGGACAUGUAAGCACUGUUAAAGACAGACUUGAAAAAGUCUUAACUUUUCAUUUUCCUUUCAGGUUUAUGUUUUAAGUUUUUGCUGUUUUAUUCCUCCUCAUGAAAGCCACGAUCUUCACCUGUUCAGUUAAAAACUGAUGUAUAUCCCCAUGCACUGCACUCAAAUACUAAGAGCCAAAGAUGUAUUUAUUGUUGCUAUUUGGUCUAUAUUUUGAUUUCUGUAACACAAAACUGCACACGGUUAGCUUUUACUAAAGGGCUUCAUGUUGUAAGUGCAUGUUGUAGAAAUGAUUGAGCUUAUGAUGCUCAGAAAUAUGCAUUUACUUAAAUAUUUACUGAAUAUUUAAUGAAAAUCAUCUGGCUUUUGUUGUUAAUUUUACAUUUAUGGAUAUCUGCAUGUUUCACUGUUGCAUACUCAAAUUAUGUUAUUCAUAUGAUAAAAUAGAGUCUAAAUUCAGGAUACACACCGAAUGAGAGAUUAAUUUUACUAUAAUAAAUCUCCACAACAGGGCAGAGGUUCAGUGUUUCAUCCUGAUGACAAUUAGCAAACACUUGUGCACCUACGUCUCGAGAUUCAUUAAACCGGCUGGUGGGGGUCCUCACACAAGUUUUGUUGUUCAGUUUGCUGUUUAAUUUUUUUUAAUCAUGUAAUUAUCAGUAUUCUUACAUUUUAUUUAUGAUUGCUGAAUUCUUCACUAGCCAAGCAAACAUAAUUUUAUUUUACAUUUGUUUUGAGUCCUUUGAAAUAAUAAUAAUAAUAAUAAAAUCAUUUGUAACUUUG
Messenger RNA from Melanotaenia boesemani (Boeseman's rainbowfish), 3330 nucleotides. It is a transcript of the gene mef2b, whose product is annotated as myocyte enhancer factor 2b. Gene Ontology annotation, biological process: positive regulation of transcription by RNA polymerase II. Gene Ontology annotation, molecular function: RNA polymerase II cis-regulatory region sequence-specific DNA binding; protein dimerization activity; DNA-binding transcription factor activity, RNA polymerase II-specific. NCBI's taxonomy places the organism in Eukaryota, Metazoa, Chordata, Actinopteri, Atheriniformes, Melanotaeniidae. The transcript has 9 exons. The record is from RefSeq and is a predicted model, not a curated record. The coding region runs from base 163 to 1428 and encodes 421 amino acids.